AUGAUGAUGAUGCGCCGUGUGAUGUGUGUGUUGGUCGUUGUGCUGUGCUGUGCCUGCGGGUAUACCAUGACGGUUGCUGCUGAGUCGGAGUGGGAUGAUUUUCUUGGAGACACAAGCACUAAGUAUAGGGAAAAGAAGCUUGCAGAGGAGUGUACAAAGAAUGAGGGUACCCCCAAUCAUGUGGUUGAAGGAAUAAAGUGUUCGGAUUGGAAAGCACGUAAGUCGAUUACGAAAAAACCGAUGCCUUCACUUCAAUCAAAACCCAAUCUCGUUGAUCAACAUGAACAACAACAAGUACGCGUGGAAGUGGAAUUACAAGACCAGGCACAUAAAGAACCAGCGGAGAGAGAAUCAUCUGAGAAUGUUAGAGGCCCAGACAGUCCUGUGGGAACUGGACCCCGUCCUGAUGGGGAUGCAGAAGGUUCGUUAGAAACAUCAAGUACAUCCGCACAACCUAUUUCUUCCCCAACUACACCAAAGGAACCGGCUCCAACUACACCAAAGGAACCGGCUCCAACUUCACCAAAGGAUCCAGCAAAUAAUCCACCAAAAGAAACCGCUAAAGGUCAACAAGAGGGUCUAGAUCAAUCUAGUGAACACUCUGGUUCUGGUGCUAUUGUGAAUCGAACUGGUGGUGGUUCUAAUGGUGGUUCUUCUUCUGAUCAUCCUGAGGCACCUGCUCCACCUGCUGCUUCUUCUUCUUCUGCUGAGGAGAGUGCUGCUCCGGCUAAAGGCGACAGUCAACCUGGAGUCAGCGGCAGCAGUGCAGCAGGUGAAGGUGCAGCAGAUAAUGCGAAUGCUGAGGCAACGCAACCUUCUUCUCCCACAACUUCAGAGAUAAAUAAUGCCAGUAGUUCUGAUACUGCAAACGCUGGAAAUGGCACUACUUCUCCAGAGGAUGAAUCUCAAAGUAACCCAUCUGAUGUGGGAAAUACAGAAACCACCACCACAACAACAACAACACUUUCUCCUGAACUCACAAACAAAAAGAAGGGUGAUGCAGACAGCAGCAGCAGUAUCAGCAGUUCUGUGUGGGUGCGUGUAUCACUACUGAUUGUGGUUACACUGGCCUGUAUUCUUGUGUGCUGA
Messenger RNA from Trypanosoma theileri, 1089 nucleotides. RefSeq lists its product as uncharacterized. NCBI's taxonomy places the organism in Eukaryota, Euglenozoa, Kinetoplastea, Trypanosomatida, Trypanosomatidae. The record is from RefSeq and is a predicted model, not a curated record. The transcript has a single exon. Bases 1 to 1089 code for a protein of 362 amino acids.